AAGGAUUGAGAAUAAGCAAGCUGAAUAUUAAUACUUAUACAUCGGAUGAUACAGAAGAUUGGGUAGAGGUGAAGAUUAUUCAAGGUUCUAGUCAUGCAUUUUUACAGAUGCCAGCAUUAUUACCAGAGAACGCAGAACUUAUUCAUGAAGACGAAGGUUUAACAUUUACUCCACGUCGUUCAAAAACUAGUAGUAUUACCCAUUCACAGGAGAAUGAAAAUAAAAAUUUUAUUUUACAAGAUUCGGACUAUGUCCAAGAACCCAUCUCAAUAGAUCAUUUACACGUUUCACGUUCACUUCCGAAUAUAUCAAAUGAUAACAUACAAAAAUCAACAACUACCACUGUUAUAGCACCUGGGCACGAAAUUUGGGAACAAAAUAAUAUAUUGAAUGAAAAUGAAGUUUUAAAAAGACGACGAGAUACAUUGGUUAGAAAUUUAGCGGAAGGGUGUAAUGCAACUACCAUAAUUGAACAUUCUACAUUGGAAAAAGUGACGAAAUAA
Scutellospora calospora is the source of this 503-nucleotide messenger RNA. The record is from the annotation of a GenBank genome assembly. Lineage: Eukaryota; Fungi; Glomeromycota; Glomeromycetes; Diversisporales; Gigasporaceae.